UCCCUCCCUGUCUCCUCCUCUCUCCUCCCCCCAGCAGCUUGGCCAAGGUGCUAUUGUGUGCUUUCCUGUGCAGCCCUCCGCUCUUUGGCACCCGCGCACACGCACGAGCACACAAAGCUGAGCUGUUGCCCACAAGCAACAGACAGGACGCACGCCUGGGGAGGGAGAACUCGAAAAGAGCUGUUCAGAGACAACAUCAAAACAGACUUGUCUCUUCUCGUGGAUUUGCAGACUGAAGCCACUGCAGUGAGAAGUGAAAACAGCACCGUGUGGGAUUUUAACUUAUUGACAGCUGCUUCACAUUGACAAACAUCAGCUGCCAGAGAAGAGAGCUGUCAUCAUCCAUUCAUCACUGAGUGCCGAGCAUCCUGACGGCCUUUUAUUUAUGUGUCCGCCAUGGCUUGGAGAAGGCUUGCCUGGGGGAUCCCCUGCUGACACAUCCCAUUCCCACAUAUUCGCCCCUUCUCCUCCUUAACGUAACAUUCCAUCCUGGGGUGAGCUCGUUCCUUGGAGCACCUCCUCACCACCAUCAUGGCUAGUUUGGUGCUCAACGAGACUGGGAUGGAGGACUGCGGCAUUGACGACUCCUUCAAGUACAACUUGUAUUCGGUGGUGUACAGCGUGGUCUUCGUCUUGGGUCUCAUUACCAACUGCGCUGCGCUGUUUGUCUUCUGCUUCCGCAUGAAGAUGCGCAACGAGACGACAAUGUUCAUGACUAAUUUAGCACUAUCUGAUUUAGUAUUUGUUUUUACGCUGCCAUUCAAGGUCUUCUACAAUGUUAACCGCCACUGGCCUUUUGGGGAUGGAUUGUGUAAGAUUUCCGGAACAGCUUUCAUCACUAACAUCUACGGCAGCAUGCUCUUCCUCACCUGCAUCAGCGUGGACCGCUUUUUGGCCAUAGUCUACCCUUUCCGCUCCCGCUCCAUCCGCACACGCAGAAACGCCGCACUGGUGUGCGCGGCUGUGUGGCUCACCAUCGUGGGAGGAGGGAUAUCAGUCACUUUUUUUUCAACCAUCAACAGCACGAACAGAGCCACAACCUGUUUUGAAGGAUUCUCAAAGAGCACAUGGAGGACCUACCUUUCCAAAAUCACCAUCUUCAUUGAGAUCGUUGGCUUCCUACUUCCCCUCCUGGCCAACUUGGUAUGUUCCUCACUGGUUCUGAGAACACUGCGUCGCCCAGUGACUGUUGGCCACGGCUCUGACAGCAAGAGGCGCGUCUUGAGGAUGAUUCUCGUCCAUCUUGGCAUCUUCAUCAUCUGCUUUGUCCCCUAUAACUCCAUCCUCUUCCUGUAUGCCCUGGUGAGGACCCAGGCCUUGGCUAACUGCUCCGUGGAGCGCUUUGCCCGAACCCUGUACCCCAUCACUUUGUGUCUGGCCAGCCUCAACUGCUGCUUAGACCCAGUGGUCUACUACUUUACCUCAGAGAGCUUCCAAAAAAGUUUGACCAUGGGGACCAAAGGGUCCGGAUCGCGGCCUGAGAGCAUUCCCCGCAGCGACACCGACACCCAGUACCCGGCAAACACGUUACCAAGAGACACUCACACUUUGACCAGGAAUGGAAAAGACAGUAAAGUAUCAGAGAGUCAGUUUUGAUGAGAAGAAUAACCAAACAAGGACGAGUGGGUUCAAGAGACCUUGGAUUUGAAAAAUUAAGGUUGUUUGUCCUGAAAGUGACAAAUGCAUAACUGAGCAGAUUAGCUAAGUCCGGUGGUAAGUCCCGAAGUAUGGUCUGGGCUUUAACAACUAAUCCACCACUUGGGAACAAAGGAACGUAUCUGUUUAUUAUUAAGAAGGUGCAAUCAGAAAACAGACAAGAAGAACCUUUUAAAAAGAGAUCUUCGAUUGACUCAGGCUUAGCACACACACUCAUGCACUGGACUUUUAACUAUAUUUAACUCACCGAGACCUUCCAUUUUGUUGUUUAAGUUCAAGAUUUGGCAAUAAAAUAUGUCUGUGUUAA
This is a messenger RNA of Doryrhamphus excisus (bluestripe pipefish), 1963 nucleotides long. RefSeq names its product lysophosphatidic acid receptor 4 (gene lpar4). Gene Ontology annotation, cellular component: plasma membrane. The record is from RefSeq and is a predicted model, not a curated record. Gene Ontology annotation, biological process: phospholipase C-activating G protein-coupled receptor signaling pathway; positive regulation of Rho protein signal transduction. NCBI's taxonomy places the organism in Eukaryota, Metazoa, Chordata, Actinopteri, Syngnathiformes, Syngnathidae. Gene Ontology annotation, molecular function: lysophosphatidic acid receptor activity.